AUGCUCUCCACAUUAAUGCAAUCUGCACGGGAGCUCUCCCUCACGCGAGUCCUCUCUUUGUGCGCCAUCCUCGCCGUAGCAACUCCUGCGGCAAGCGCAGCCAUCACCUCUCAAGCCACGCUGGCCAAAGAUGGAGCCGGACCAUUUGCACACUACCGAAUUGUUGCCUUGGCAAAUCUAGGCAAUGGUAUCCUCCUAGCCUCGUACGAUGGCCGCCCAGACGGAGGAGACUCCCCAUCCCCGAAUUCAAUUAUGCAGCGACGCAGUACGGAUGGUGGCAAAACCUGGGGUGAACCCACCUAUGUCGCCAAAGGCCAACCCAAGUCAUCGUCGGCCGAACAGUACGGAUUCAGCGACCCAAGCUACGUGGUCGACUCCAAGACUGGAAAGGUUUUCAAUUUCCAUGUCUUCUCGAAGAACCAGGGAUUCCUCGGCAGUAAGGUCGGGAAUGAUGAUACCGACCGCGAUAUCGUGAGCGCCGAAGUGUCCGUGUCAACCGACAAUGGAGUUAGCUGGAGCACCGAUCCAGAAAAUCAACCCAAGUUGCCUCCUGUUGCAUCUUCCCAGGCCGGUGCACCCCCUCUUAUUACUAAGAAUAUCAAGCCGGUGGGCAGCACUGCCAACGGCGUCAAGAACGUCGGUGGAAUUGCCGGCCUGUUUGCCUCAUCCGGACAGGGAAUUCAACUCAAGUAUGGCGCCCACGCCGGACGCCUGGUUCAACAAUUCCUCGGUAGAGUUGUCCAACCAAGUGGCAACGUCAUCUCGCAAGCCUACAGCGUCUACAGUGACGACGGUGGCGCUACCUGGAAGAAGGGAAAUGUUGUCGGCAAUGGGAUGGAUGAGAACAAGGUCGUGGAGCUGUCCAAUGGCAACUUGAUGCUCAACUCGCGCCCGAGUGAUGGCAGCGGAUAUCGCAAGGUUGCAAUCUCCACCGAUGGUGGUGUGAACUGGUCGACCCCAAAGACUGAGAACCAGCUUCCCGACCCAGGAAAUAACGGCGCUAUCGCAAGAGCGUAUCCUGAUGCAAAGCAGGGUUCAGCCGAAGCCAAGAUCCUCUUGUUCACCAACGCAAACAGUCAGUCAAGCCGGAGCAAUGGCACAAUCCGCUAUUCCUGUGAUGACGGAAAGACCUGGUCUGCGGGUUCAGUCUUCCAGAAGGGCACAACCUCUUAUUCCACAGUCACUGCCCUCGGUGGUGACCGGUACGGCAUCUUUUAUGAGGGUGCUGGAAACGAGCUUAUCUAUCUUGAAGUUUCCAAGGCGUUCAUUGGAAUUAACUGCUGA
Penicillium griseofulvum is the source of this 1284-nucleotide messenger RNA. Its product is annotated as sialidase family protein. Gene Ontology annotation, molecular function: exo-alpha-sialidase activity. The coding region runs from base 1 to 1284 and encodes 427 amino acids. Gene Ontology annotation, biological process: oligosaccharide catabolic process; ganglioside catabolic process. The record is from RefSeq and is a predicted model, not a curated record. The transcript has a single exon. Gene Ontology annotation, cellular component: membrane; intracellular membrane-bounded organelle; cytoplasm. Lineage: Eukaryota; Fungi; Ascomycota; Eurotiomycetes; Eurotiales; Aspergillaceae.